Molecule: messenger RNA, 9834 nt
Organism: Mus musculus (house mouse)
Lineage: Eukaryota; Metazoa; Chordata; Mammalia; Rodentia; Muridae
Gene: Ndnf
Product: neuron-derived neurotrophic factor
Exons: 4
Coding region: 250-1956 (568 amino acids)
Biological process (GO): neuron migration; positive regulation of neuron projection development; cellular response to fibroblast growth factor stimulus
Cellular component (GO): extracellular region
Source: RefSeq, a predicted model, not a curated record
UUAGUAAAGUUUGGAAGGCCUUCAAAUUUUGAUUACGCAUGGAUAGACAUUAACUCACUAAAGUGAAAUACUUGAACACAUGCAGCAUGGAAACUUUUAAACGUGGCUAAAUUACAACCCUGCAAUUAAGUGUGGUGCACGCAUGUACACCUGUUUCCCAACUGCAAUACUGCCAGCUAGUGUCACAGACAGUGGAGAUGGACUGAAGUGCAGUGAAGAUCCUGCCAUUUGCUCCAAGAGGACUCCAGGAUGGAGCUGUUCUACUGGUGUUUGCUGUGCCUCCUGUUACCACUCACUUCAAGGACCCAGAAGCUGCCCACCCGAGAUGAGGAACUUUUUCAGAUGCAGAUCCGGGAUAAGGAAUUUUUUCACGAUUCAUCUGUGAUUCCAGAUGGAGCUGAAGUCAGCAGUUAUCUCUUUAGAGAUACACCUAGAAGGUAUUUCUUCAUGGUUGAGGAAGAUAACACCCCACUGUCAGUCACAGUGACACCUUGCGAUGCACCUUUGGAGUGGAAGCUUAGCCUUCAGGAGCUGCAUGAGGGGUCCAGUGCAGAUGGAUCAGGUGACCCAGAACUACUUGACCAGCAGAAGCAGCAGAUGACUGAUGUAGAGGGCACAGAACUAUUCUCCUACAAGGGCAAUGAUGUAGAGUAUUUUCUGUCUUCAAGUUCCCCAUCUGGUUUGUAUCAGUUGGAGCUUCUUUCAACAGAGAAAGACACACAUUUCAAAGUAUAUGCCACCACCACACCAGAAUCUGACCAGCCAUACCCUGAAUUACCAUAUGACCCCAGAGUUGAUGUGACCUCCUUUGGACGUACCACAGUCACUUUGGCCUGGAAGCCAAGCCCUACAGCCUCUAUAUUGAAACAACCCAUAGAGUACUGUGUGGUCAUCAACAAGGAGCACAAUUUCAAAAGCCUCUGUGCAGCAGAAACAAAGAUGAAUGCAGAUGAUGCCUUCAUGGUGGCGCCCAAACCUGGUCUAGACUUUAACCCCUUUGACUUUGCCCAUUUUGGAUUUCCAACAGAUAAUUUGGGUAAAGAUCGAAGCCUCCUGGCAAAGCCUUCUCCCAAAGUGGGGCGCCAUGUCUACUGGAGGCCCAAGGUUGACAUUCAAAAAAUUUGCAUAGGAAAUAAAAACAUUUUCACAGUCUCUGACCUGAAGCCCGAUACCCAAUACUACUUUGAUGUCUUCAUGGUCAAUACCAACACCAACAUGAGUACAGCUUAUGUGGGUGCCUUUGUCAGGACCAAGGAGGAGGCAAAACAGAAGACAGUGGAACUCAAAGACGGGAGGGUCACAGAUGUGUUUGUUAAAAGGAAGGGGAAAAAGUUUCUACGGUUUGCUCCAGUCUCCUCUCACCAAAAGGUCACGUUCUUUAUUCAUUCUUGUAUGGAUGCCGUUCAAGUCCAAGUGAGAAGAGAUGGGAGGCUGCUUCUGUCACAGAAUGUGGAAGGCAUUCGGCAGUUUCAGUUAAGAGGAAAACCCAAAGGAAAAUACCUCAUUCGACUGAAAGGCAACAGGAAAGGAGCAUCAAAGCUGAAAAUACUGGCGACCACCAGGCCCAGUAAGCAUGCAUUCCCCUCUCUUCCCGAAGACACAAGAAUCAAAGCUUUUGACAAGCUACGUACCUGCUCUUCAGUUACGGUGGCAUGGCUUGGCACCCAAGAAAGGAGAAAGUUUUGUAUCUACAGAAAGGAAGUGGAUGGAAACUACAGUGAAGACCAGAAGAGAAGAGAGCAAAACCAGUGCCUAGGACCAGACACCAGAAAGAAAUCAGAGAAGGUCCUUUGCAAAUACUUCCACAGCCAAAACCUGCAGAAAGCAGUGACUACAGAGACAAUCAGAGAUCUGCAGCCUGGGAAGUCUUACCUGCUGGAUGUUUACGUCGUAGGACAUGGGGGACACUCUGUGAAGUAUCAAAGUAAAAUUGUGAAAACAAGGAAGGUCUGUUAGUCACCUUGAGUGAAGAUCAGGAGAACUCCAGGAGAGACAUGGAGUCACACUGCUUGUAACUGACUACUCUCGUGACAAACAAAAGUUGUACUUGAAAGAAAGGGUAACAACAUGUGUACAUUGAUGCUUGCCUAAUGUAGCAUGGAGACUUGUACUCACGCACACCUGUGGUACUUAGGGUCCAUCUGUCUAAUGCUGGUUAAUGUCAAAAGAAGAGGGUAUCUCAAUGGAUGCCACCCCUUGCUUUGACCAUUGCAUGAACUGCUUCUAAAUUAUUUUAUUACCUAAAAUUUUAAAAUAUGCCAUUCGUUGCACACAUUCACAAAUGCAAAUAAUUCCUCUCUAUAGAUGUUAGGGGAAGUUUAUAUAUAAAUAUAUAAAUAUAAAUUAUUUUAUAAAGUCUGUUUUAAUUGUUGGUGUUUCUAUUAUUGUAAGCUAUUAAAUUCUUUCUCUGUUAAAGUAUAGAUCUAAUCUAAGAUCGUAUCACCCUCUAAGCAGUAAUAUUGUUGUAAAUUCUUAUUUGUUCAGUAAAAUGUUUAAAUGCUGUCUGUAUGUAUCUCAUGUAAAAAGUUGAUAUACAUUAUAUUCAUGUAUAUAAAAUUAAGAAUAUUAGAUUAUUACACUGUUCAUUUUCCCAAGCAGUACUGUGGUAUAUUCAAUUGCUUAUCUGUCCUUAAAACCGUGCUUUUUCUGUAAGUUGGCACCAAAAUUUAGUCUUAUUUAGUAGCUAGGAGGUAAAUGUUGGCUCUCUCGAUCUUUACUGGCAUCAAGAGCUGGUUAUUCAAGUCUGGAUUUGGGAACUCAAUGGGAGACGAAGAACUGUAAUAGGCUUGUUUGAGCAUAGAACAAGGCAAACACUAUCAAUCUGAUAAGCGAUCAUUUUAAACAUUUAUUUUCCAUUUGCUUAAAUUUUGGCAAAUCUUUUAACGGCUUGCUGAAGCAGGUGAGAACCUUGAUUAGGACUUUCAUCAGUCACAACACAAUGCUACAUCUGCUGCUUACAAGAUUUAUAAAACACUGCUGCAGGUAAUUUUAUUUUGAGUUUUCAACUGUUUUUAAAGUUAAUUUUAGUGUAAGAUACAAGUCUAGCAAAUAACAUCUGCAGGCUCUACCAAGGGAGCAUGGGGACACUUUUAUCCUCUACAGAUUUUACUUGGAAAUUCCAAGGCAACAUGAGACCAUAAAAGCAAGAUUCAGAAAUACUUGUAAUUGUUGGUCACCUAAAACCAUAUGACUUUAGGAGAAUGUUACUGCCCACCAUCCCCUUUCCCAUUUAUAAAGUUGAGGAAGUGGUAGAAGUGGAUACAAUGACACUGUGAAAUACCUUCUGACAUGAGAAGUUGCCGUUUGCAAAAUCCUGACCCUAAACCCUUACAUUCUAUGGCUAGAGUGAGAACAGGCGCAAUGGUUCCUCUUAUUGCUAUCCACUGCAUGCCGGCACAGCUUUGCUGGUGAGAGUUCACAGCAGCAUUUCUAUGGGGUAUAGGAAUACUGUGGCAGAGAUGGCGUUGUAUAUAGUUCCCUAUGACGUGUGUUCUGCUUACCUUAAGGGAAAGUACAAGCGUUAUGGCAUACCCUCUAAAUCCUUGGCAGUAACUUUCAGCAAAAUUGAUCCAUCUGUGCAAUGCAGGAACAACAUCUGAAAUAACUUUUUGGAAGCUGACAACCAUGUACCCAAUGCUUUAUUUAAGCAGCUUCAAUAAAAGGAGAGACUGACAAAUUGACACUCAGAGAAAUUAUAUUCAGCUAUAGAUGUGAGAAAAGCAGCUUCCUAAUGCUGCUGAGCAACUUGUAAGUGGGACUGCAGCGAAUCAGAUUACUGCUGCUUUGAAGGUCUGGGAUCUUGGAUACUGCCUAACUCUCAGCAUCUGGGAACCAGGUUGAACUGAUUUUAAAACACUUUGAAUUUUCUGCUAGGCGUGGUAGUAGUUUCUUCAUAUUGUGGACAAAUACAGAAAUUCUCUAAUGACCCUAGGAUAAAAAUUGCCUUUUCAAGCUAAGGAAAAUUAAACACACAUCAUGAAAGGCUUACUGCUUAUAACAAAGGGAAAAGCCUUGAAAAUCAUGCCUCACUGAUGUGCUAAGAUUUCAGGAGUAUCCAGUGGACUAGGGACAAGGAAGGGACUCAUUCAUUCACAUUUUAGAAAUAACUACACGCUUGCUAAUAUAAAAGCAAAACCUGGCCUACGCUAAUCUCUGAGAGAACAAUAGACACUGAGAGGGAUGGUACCCAAUGCCAUGUGUAGACGGAUAUUGAGAAGAGAAGGCUUGGAGAUAUUUAGCUCAUUAUCUUUCCUUUUCAAGUACAAUGACAGAGAAAGAACAGAAUAUAUUUAAAACAAGAGAAACAAAAAAUAAGAAAGUUUUGCCCACACAAAUGUAUACCAGGAGACAGAGGCAAAUGGAGUUCUGUGAAUUUGAGUUUCAGCCUGAUCUAUUUAAUGAGACCCAGGCCCACUAAGGACUACAAGGUGAGACUCAGUGCAGAAAAAUUAAGCAAAGCAAAACAAACAAACAAAUGGUUCUAUAGUUGAAUGAGUUAAGCAAGUUAUGUCAUAGACUCCAAAAUGCUUUCCGAAUACAAGUCAUCAAAUUUUGUUUGAAAAAAUAUUCACUCAUAGGUGAGUUUUUAAAAGUAGUCUUUUAGUGUAAUUAUUCUUGUUUCUUAAGAAAUGUGAUGUCUAUAGUUGAUCACUUCAAAGUUAUAAGAAAAUAAUUUUGAAGAUGAAUUAUUUCUAGUAUAUGUUUGCAUACACAAAGCUAAGACUAGAAUUUUAUUAGUCUAUUUAUUAAUGUAUAUGCAAACAUACAUUAGAAAUACUUUGUCUCCAAAACACAACAGAAUUUUAAAACUAACUUGUAAUCAGUAUGUAAAUUUUUAUGUCUAUGAAUAUUUUUUCUGCAUGUAUAUCUCUGUAACAAGUGUGUGCCUGGUGUCUAUGGAGGCCAGAAUUGGGUGUGAAUUCCCUAGGACUGUGGGUACAGAUGAUUGUAAGUCACCAUGCGGGUGCUAGGAAAUUUACUUCAGUUCUCUGGAAGAGCAGCCAGUGUUCUUAAUCGCUGAACCAUCUCUCCAGCCCCUAAUUCAGUUUUUAAACAUGCAUUCAAAGAUUAGAGCUAAAAGGCAAUGCUUUAUUUUGUUGCCCCAAAUCCAUCUGAAGUAACUAAUAUUUCUAUGUUCUGAAAUGAUGAUUGUUCAGGUUAAACUGACAAAUUUUAGUUUAAGGUGAUGAAUUCAAGCUACACUUAUUUCUUCCUUAAAAAAUAUUUAAAUUUUUUUGUAUAUGUAUAGAUGUUCUACAUGCACACAUGUCGGCAGAAGUCUGAAGAGGGCAUUAGAUCCCUUGGAACUGCAGUUACAGAUGGUUGUGAACUGACAUGGGGAUUUGGGGAAUUGAACCUGGGUCUUCUGGAAGAGCAGCAAGUGCUCUUAUCCACUGGGCCAUGUCACCAAGCUGAUAAUGUUUAUUGAUUACUUUGUGAGGUUGGAUGUAGGUAAUCUCAGUGAAAUCAUACACAAACACAUUUUGACGAACAGUGUGGUGAUCAGGGGGAGUUUAGUCCAGGAUCCAUUCUAGCACUUCCCUCCAUAGGUAAACCAGCCCUGCCACACCCCUUACAGUGGGGUCUGCUCAGGACACCAACCUGGGUUACUCCACUCCCUUCCUACACCUUGUCAACAGUCCCACCGAUAUCUUGCAAUGACAUCCAUCCCACUUGACAAGGAAGAAAGGGAAGUCUCCCCAGGACUGGAACCUUUAUCCCCAACUUGCUGCUUUCUCAGGACUUGGUUUUAAGCAUGAGUUCACUUUAGGUAGCAUACAACAGCUCACCCAGUUUAUUUCUACAGACCAGCUGACUGAACUGCAAAACAAAAGAUAAAAACCUGCUGGUUGAAUUAAACUAGCUCAUUGGGAAAUCAAGAUGGUUGCUUCCUUUCCACCUUAAUAAGGUGUCAUAGAGAUAAAAUCCACUGGGAACCUGCCCUCAGCUUCUCUCCCCAAGACCAAGCUGAUGUGACUCCAUGCAGAUGUCAGCUGACAUCUAUUUGUCAUUUUCUGAGUGGCCUGGGAGGCAUCAGGCCACAUUCACUACUGGUUUUCCCCAGGAAGUUUUGCUCAGAAGAAUAUACAGUAGUGUGCUAUUUCAGCCUUUAAAUUGUUGGCUUGGAACCGGGAAAUGCCAGAGAGAAGAGCAACACAAACAAAAGAGUAUAGGAAAAGGGGCAGGUUUAUCCCGUUUCCUUCUCUCAGAGGCCCAGGAGAGGGAAAGAAGUGAGAGUUGUAAGACAACCGAUUUUAUUAAGAUUUUGCAUGUUGAUCUACAUGUAGCUCACACUGUAAGUUCUGACUCAAAUUACCAUCCUCUGAUAAAACUGUAUCCUGCUGACAGAAACUUCAUUUCCCAGGUGUGCCCAACGUGUGUGUAAGUUCUCUUUACACCUUUCCUUUCCAAUCACGAAAAAUAUGCUUAUCUAUUUAGAACAACAGCCUUUCAGAGCCACCUAUAUUUCUUUCACAGAUUGCAAAUGAGAAAGAAAGGUUGGUGAUGUACCACCUAGAAAAAUAAUUGGCCUAAAAUUGAAGAACUGAGUCUUAGGCAUGCCAACACUGCUUCACUGUCUCUAUGUAGGUCUCAGUAUGGACAGGAAAGGACCAGCUUUGGUGUGGGAAGAGACCCUGGGUCCUAAUCAAAUCUGAGCAUGUUUAUACUAUAGUCUUCACCUCCAUGUUUUCACAGUUGUAGGGAUUCCAUCCAGAGGCAUUACACACCAAAGAUGUUACUGGAACGUAGCCACUACUCACUACACUGCCCAGGAGAACUUUCCAGGAAAAUAGGUGUUCCUGAAACUUGUGAGAAAUGUAUUUUGAGACUAAGCCCAGAGCAGACAUAUAAGGCAACCUCCCAGAACAGAUUAGGUAAGAAAAUUAUGUUUGAGUAAAUACAAAGGUGUAAAUCAGAAGGGCUGGAGGAGAACAGUGCUUACUGAGGGUGACGGGAUACAGAUAGUGCAGUCUAAAAAACAAGACCAAAUUGAAAAAGCAACUGGAAUGAGCCCGCUGUUCCAGGUUGGGCCUAAGCGUAAAACUGGGCUAUUUAAGCAGCAGUUUUAAAUCAUAGUCUCAGGGUUGUUUUGAUCUGCAUUUCCCUGGUGAGCAAGGAUGCUGAACAUUUCUCUAAGUGCUUCUCCAUCAUUUGAGAUGCCUCUGUUGGGAAUUCUCUGAUUCACUUUCCUCCUUCUUUAAUUAGUUAUUUCAGUUGUUGUCUAACUUCUUGAGUUCUUUCUAUAUUUUGCAUGUUAGCGCCCUAUUGGAUAUAGGGUUUUUUUUUUCUUCUUUUUUCUUUUCCCAGUCUGUAGGUUGCCAUUUUGUCCUAUUGACAGUGUCCUUUGCCUUACAGAAGCUUUCCAGUUUCAUGAGGUCCCAUUUAUCAAUUGUUGAUCUUAAAGCUCGAGCCAUUGGUGUUCUGUUUAGGAAAAUUUUCCCUGUGCAUUCAUGGCUAUUUCCCACUUUUCUUCUAUUAAAUUCAGUGUAUCUGGUUUAAUGUUGAGGUCUUUGAUUCUCUUGGACUUGAGCUUUGUGCUCCCUCCCUCUUUCCUUCCCUCUCUUUUUUCUCUCUUCUUCUCCUUCCCUCCUUUCCUUUAACCCUCUUUCUUCCCUUCUCCCCCCUCUCCCUCUCCUUUUAUCCUUCUCCCCCUCACUCCACCUUCUCAUAAACUGCCUAAAAUUAGUUUCCAUUCAAACCAUCAUGAUUUGAAAAUAAGUAAAUAUGUAGUUCUUUUAUUUAAUUGUCUCGGUAUAAUCUCUCCAACUGUGAAAACGUGAUAGCACAGGAUAAUGUAAGCAGUUUUCAGGGGGAGGGAACCUUACAAAGCCCCAAGGUAUACAUAACUAAUCAUUAUCCUAAUAAGAUUUUGCUUCUGAGAAAACAUACCUAUACUAAGCAGAACCAAGCAUAUAGUACUUGGAACACAGAAAGUUGAUUGAGGUGUUCUAUAAAAUGUACCCUGAACUGUCAAGGAAGACUUAGCAUAUGAAUGUCUUUAUCACACUGGCUUGAAUAGCCACACAGUGCUAGUCAGACACCAGAUGAAGCACAGGGGAAGGUGAGUCCUAAAUAUUCUCUGUACCUGAAUCUAGGGAGGUGGCUCGGGGGCUAAGAACACUGGCUGUUCUUCUAGGGUACCUGAAUUCAAUUCCCAGCACCUACAUGGCAAUUCACAACCAUUUGUAACUUCAAUCUCAUAUCCAACACCCUCUUCUGGUCUUUGCAGUCACCAGGCAGGAAUGUGGUACACAGACAUUAUGCAGACAAAACAUCCAUACACAUAAAAUAAGUAUAUUACUUUUAAAUGUGUUUGAAUUAACAACUUAACCAUUCCCAUAGUAUUGACUAUGGGCACAGAUAGCUACAAGCAGUUAACAGCACCCCUGUAGUCCAACACUUGGUUUCCACGUGGGUCAGCAAUGGCUAAACCAUAGAGCAUUUCAUGCUGCCUGCAUUUUCUGGAUAUGGUAAGAGCUGUGGGUGGGACAAACAAGCACACAUACAUUUGCUUAAAUGCAGAAAUAACAUCCCAGCCAUCUUAUCAUGACAAGUGUUUUAUAAGCCAUUUAAAUUAGUAGCAUUAACUUUCUAUCUUCUUAUGGGAGAUUGCCAUUUCUGUCUCCCAGCUGAAAGGUACAGACGGUUGAAUCCCUCAGCCUUUCACCAACACAAAACACAAUGCUUUGGCACAGGGAAAUGACAGAAAUUUGAAACAAAGGUACUGAGUCACAACACAAACAGUUCAUUGUUGUAUAGGUCUGAGAGAAUAAUGUUAGCGACUGGAGCUUCAACUCAGCUGUGUGCUGCGCAUAUGUAGCUCCUCUAAAUACCAGACAUCAGCCCGUUAGUUGCUCCCAUGAGCAGGCAUUCCAGGAGGCCCAACUGGAAGUGGGCAGAUGUGUACUGUGUACUAGAGAUUUGGGUACCAAAACAUACAGAACAUUCAUGUUCUGCUGUGGAAAUCUGGGAGGAGCAGAGCUACUGUUUUUAAGAGUUCUUAGAUUGCUGAUUGUGCUUCAUAAUGCUCACUCCGACUUUCACAGUCUUAACCAUAUUAAAAAGAGGAAAAUACUCCUUUAUUCUGCUGAGCUUUCUAUGUCCUGCUAAAGUUAUGUUCCUUAAUAAGAGAAAGGGGACUGGUAGAAAUGAAAUUUGGGGUGGUUUUUAAAAAAAAAACAUCUGGGAAAUAAACUUCUUUAUUUGUAAAAUGAGGACAGUGAUGUCAUCAUGCUUCCUUCUGGAAAAGCAGGGAAAACAAAGGUCACACUGAUGCCGAACAUUUGAAACAGUUCAGUGCUCAUAGCAAUGACCAGAUGAUCAGAUGGGGACAGGGUUGCAUUCUUGUUUACCAAGAGGAAAGAACAAAGAAAUGGUACACUCUGUGUCCAAGGCCACAAGUUAAGAUACAGUAGAACCUGGACGUGUGAGAGUAUUCUAGCUCUGAACAUGUGCAUCUCUCUGUCCACCCCUACGGUUAUGAGUGGUAGUACUUAGUCCUGAGCCAGAAUUUCACUAGGAUAGGAUACUGAGAAGUCAUAUGAAAGAAAAAUGGAGAAAUUAGCAUGCCUGAAGCUUGCCCUGUCCUUCGACACAACACCUGUGAGAUGAGUAAAUGUGGGAAACAUGAGACAAGAGAAACCAUUGAUAAAUGGUUGCUUAGUUUUUCAUAUUGUGUAGAAUUUUCCUAUCUUAUAUUGUGUCAUAUGCUACCACAAUAAAAUUGGUUGGUACUGAUUCUGUUAGUCUAUAGAAUUUGCUGUGAUUCUCAUAUAUGGUGUGAACGUCGGUGGCAUAUAUUAAUAAAGGUAUCUUUAAUGCUCUUGUUCAGUA